Menidia menidia (Atlantic silverside) is the source of this 2249-nucleotide messenger RNA. NCBI's taxonomy places the organism in Eukaryota, Metazoa, Chordata, Actinopteri, Atheriniformes, Atherinopsidae. The record is from the annotation of a GenBank genome assembly.
AUGAAAGACACAGUGAGCUGCGGAUGGGAGCAGCAGAGAGAAACCGCACUUAUUCAUCUCUCCAUCCACACGUACCUUACACCCUUUAACGAGAGCUGCAUUAAUUGCAUUUCAAUAAUUAAACGAGCUGUAAUCGCCUCCCAAACCUCUCUCAGUGGUCUAUGCUGCCAUGUUGAUCCUGGACAUUUUGUCACCACUCCUCCUCCUCCUCUCCAUUCUGUUGCCGGGCUACGACUGUACCACCAGCUGCAGGCAGCGGGGGGGCAGGAAAACAUCAUUUUUUCCCCACUGAGCGUGUCUGUUGCCCUGGGCAUGGUCGAGCUGGGAGCACGGGGGGCUUCACUGGAGGAGAUACGACAGGCUGUGGGAUUCAGCCACCUGCUGCCAGGCGUCGAGUUCUCUUUGCUCCAGAACCUGACAGUGGCACUUUCCGACGACGACACCCACUGCAUGAUCCGAUUCGCUAACAGCCUCUUCCUGCAGGACGGCGUCGCCUUCAACCCAGAGUUUCUGCACAUGAUCAAGAAGUACUUCCGAGCUGAAGUGGAAACCGUGGACUUCAGCAAAUCAUCCACAGUUGCUGAGCAGAUCAACAGCUGGGUGGAGAACCACACAGAGAGUAAGAUCCGUGCGCUGCUGUCUGCUGAGGACUUCAGCAGCGUGACCCGCCUGACCCUAGUAAACGCCAUCUAUUUCCGAGGCUCCUGGAAAAACCAGUUCAGGCCUGAGAAUACCAGGACCUUCUCCUUCACCAGAGAUGAUGGCUCUGAAGUUCAGACCCUUAUGAUGUAUCAGCAGGGAGACUUUUACUAUGGUGAGUUCAGCGACGGAUCACAGGAGGCUGGCGGAGUGUAUCAGGUAUUGGAGAUGCCCUAUGAGGGAGAUGACAUGUCCAUGAUGAUCGUCCUGCCUCGGCAGGAGGUACCCCUGGCUUCCCUCGAGCCCAUCAUCAAAGCGCCUCUGCUGGAGGAGUGGGCUAACAAUGUUAAACGACAAAAGGUGGAAGUAUACCUCCCCAGGUUUAAGGUGGAGCAGAAGAUUGAUCUGAGGAGCCAUUUGCAGGAACUGGGAAUUAAGAAGAUCUUCACCAAUGAUGCUGAUCUCUCAGCCAUGACAAAUGGUAAGGACCUGUACAUUGGAAAAGCAGUGCAGAAGGCUUACCUGGAGGUGACUGAGGAGGGGGCAGAAGGAGCCGUUGGGUCAGGAAUGAUUGCCCUGACCAGGACUCUGGUGCUGUACCCGCAGGUCAUGGCUGAUCACCCAUUCUUCUUUGUCAUCAGAAACAGAAGGACAGGCUCCAUCCUCUUCAUGGGCAGAGUUAUGACCCCAGAAGUCAUUGAUCCGAGUGACCAGGACUUUGACAUAUAAACAGAUAGUGAGAUCACUCAGUCUCACCCAAUCAGCUCCUUGAUGUUUUAAAUGCUACCUAUUCUCUAUCACCAUCCUCAGCUGUGUUUUAUACUCUUUAUGGAAAAAAAGUUAACCUAUAAUUAUAUGAUAUAUUAUAUACUGAAACGUAUCAUAAAACAUAUGAUGUGACUGUGUUUUUAUACUGGAAGCUUUAAAUUCUUGGACACAUACAUGCAGAUCGAGGAAGUUGUAAAUAUUCUCUAGGGAAGUACACUUUGUAUGAACAAGAGGAACACACAGUAUGGAAUCCACGCACAACCCCUUUAAGUUCAGCAGCUUCUUACUUACUUGCACCUACACAUUGGACACAGAAAAAAUUUUCAGGUUGAAAAAUAAUCAGUCUUUCUCAUCCAAUUAUAGUAUGUGCACAUUGUAAGUUACACACUCAAAUACAUCCCUGUACAUCUGGCAUUGUGUUCUAUAUAUACAUAUAUAUGCAGAGUAUUUAUUGCAGGAAAAACAUGUGCAAACACUUCGCUCUGACACAAUAAAGCUUAGUAAUAUGUGUUCUUGAGAGUAUUGAGACAUUUUACGCUGUAGGCACAUGGCUUAACUGCUGAUGAAUUAUUAUGCCUUAUCAUAUCUGAGUGGUUAAUUAAGGCCCAGUUGGGCAUCUUGCAGGUGAGCAGAGGGACUGCAGAACUAGGGCAGGUUGCCAUAGAGAUGGACCGGCGCUAACAGGAGCUCUGGAAUAAAAAUCUGCUCCACUGUUGAGGAUGUAUAUACAGAGAAACAGUAACACCAGCUGUAUUGAUUCUUUGAUUCAAUGAAAAAUGAAUGUGUUCCCAUUAAAAAUAUAUACAUUAUCCUCCAGUGCGUGUAAUGAGUGUUUCUGAAAA